UCCACUGUGAUUGGCCUGCCCCGCUAAGCGAGAGGGUGAUCUAAAGAGCGUUUACGCCGCCCAACGUCACCCUGACCGCGUCUUUAUAAAUAUCCAUCGUUCCCACAGGCCAGGCACUCAGAUACCAGACCCUUAAACCGAUCUUACUCAUCGCCCAUUUAUCACGACCUUCGCGUCCGCUUGAAUCUACAACCCACCCAACUUUCUAAAACCACCUCGCAAAAAUGACUGGAGGCAAAUCUGGCGGCAAGGCUAGCGGUAGCAAGAACUCGCAAUCCCGCUCGUCCAAGGCCGGUCUCGCGUUCCCCGUUGGUCGUGUGCACCGUCUUCUGCGCAAGGGCAACUACGCCCAGCGUGUUGGUGCUGGUGCUCCCGUCUACUUGGCAGCUGUCCUUGAGUACCUCGCUGCCGAGAUCCUCGAAUUGGCGGGUAACGCUGCCCGCGACAACAAGAAGACCCGUAUCAUCCCUCGUCACCUCCAGCUCGCCAUCCGCAACGAUGAGGAGUUGAACAAGCUGUUGGGCCAUGUCACCAUCGCACAGGGUGGUGUCUUGCCGAACAUCCACCAGAACCUGCUCCCCAAGAAGACUCCCAAGAGUGGCAAGGGCGCCGGUAGCCAGGAGCUGUGAGCGGUUUUUUGUUUGGGUUUAUCUUUCGGCGUGGUUUGGUUCUCUUAUUGAUGUGAUAACGGGGUUCUGGACUGGGCACCUUUACGGCUCUGCGUUUAUGCUUUAAUUUUCCUUUUACCUUUUCAAUUUUUUUUUUUUUAUGGUUGUACAUUAUGUCCACGGACAUGGAUUGAUACCGGCAGUUUUCAAUUGAAGCCAAUAUGCACACAA
Molecule: messenger RNA, 839 nt
Organism: Aspergillus candidus
Lineage: Eukaryota; Fungi; Ascomycota; Eurotiomycetes; Eurotiales; Aspergillaceae
Product: histone H2A
Exons: 3
Coding region: 225-629 (134 amino acids)
Cellular component (GO): nucleosome
Molecular function (GO): structural constituent of chromatin; DNA binding; protein heterodimerization activity
Source: RefSeq, a predicted model, not a curated record